Lagenorhynchus albirostris (white-beaked dolphin) is the source of this 1684-nucleotide messenger RNA. It is a transcript of the gene TUBB, whose product is annotated as tubulin beta class I. The record is from RefSeq and is a predicted model, not a curated record. Gene Ontology annotation, cellular component: cytoplasm; microtubule. Bases 176 to 1510 code for a protein of 444 amino acids. Lineage: Eukaryota; Metazoa; Chordata; Mammalia; Artiodactyla; Delphinidae. The transcript has 4 exons. Gene Ontology annotation, molecular function: GTP binding; GTPase activity; structural constituent of cytoskeleton. Gene Ontology annotation, biological process: microtubule cytoskeleton organization; mitotic cell cycle.
UUUCUCCCUCUCAGAACCUUCCUGCCGCCGAGUUCGGACCUCGCUGCUCCAGCCUCUGGGCCCCGUCCCAUCCUUCCAGCCUGCGACCAGCAGCAGAGAAAAACUAAUUACGUAUCAUUUUCUUGCCCCGUACACACUUGUGAGGCGAGCAAAAAGAUUACAAUAAAUUUUAAAAAUGAGGGAAAUCGUGCACAUCCAGGCCGGUCAGUGUGGCAAUCAGAUCGGUGCCAAGUUCUGGGAGGUGAUCAGUGAUGAACAUGGCAUCGACCCCACCGGCACCUAUCAUGGGGAUAGCGACCUGCAGCUGGACCGCAUCUCCGUGUACUACAAUGAAGCCACAGGUGGCAAAUAUGUUCCUCGUGCUAUCUUGGUGGAUCUAGAACCCGGGACCAUGGACUCUGUUCGCUCAGGGCCUUUUGGUCAGAUCUUCAGACCAGACAACUUUGUUUUUGGUCAGUCUGGGGCAGGCAACAACUGGGCCAAGGGCCACUAUACAGAGGGGGCCGAGCUGGUCGACUCGGUCCUAGAUGUGGUUCGGAAGGAGGCCGAGAGCUGUGACUGCCUGCAGGGCUUCCAGCUGACCCACUCGCUGGGCGGGGGCACGGGCUCUGGAAUGGGCACCUUGCUCAUCAGCAAGAUCCGUGAAGAGUAUCCUGACCGCAUCAUGAACACCUUCAGUGUGGUGCCCUCACCCAAAGUGUCCGACACCGUGGUGGAGCCCUACAAUGCCACCCUGUCCGUCCAUCAGCUGGUGGAGAACACUGAUGAGACCUACUGCAUUGACAACGAGGCCCUUUACGACAUCUGCUUCCGCACCCUCAAGCUGACCACGCCAACCUACGGGGACCUGAACCACCUCGUCUCGGCCACCAUGAGUGGUGUCACCACCUGCCUCCGCUUCCCUGGCCAGCUCAAUGCUGACCUCCGCAAGCUGGCAGUCAACAUGGUGCCCUUCCCACGUCUCCACUUUUUCAUGCCUGGCUUUGCUCCUCUAACCAGCCGUGGAAGCCAGCAGUAUCGGGCCCUCACUGUGCCGGAGCUCACCCAGCAGGUCUUCGAUGCCAAGAACAUGAUGGCUGCCUGUGACCCCCGCCAUGGCCGGUACCUCACCGUGGCUGCUGUCUUCCGUGGGCGGAUGUCCAUGAAGGAGGUCGAUGAGCAGAUGCUCAACGUGCAGAACAAGAACAGCAGCUACUUCGUGGAAUGGAUCCCCAACAAUGUCAAGACGGCCGUCUGCGACAUCCCACCCCGUGGCCUCAAGAUGGCGGUCACCUUCAUUGGAAACAGCACAGCCAUCCAGGAGCUGUUCAAGCGCAUCUCAGAGCAAUUCACUGCCAUGUUCCGCCGGAAGGCCUUCCUCCACUGGUACACAGGUGAGGGCAUGGACGAGAUGGAGUUCACCGAGGCUGAGAGCAACAUGAACGACCUCGUCUCCGAGUACCAGCAGUACCAGGAUGCCACCGCAGAAGAGGAGGAGGAUUUCGGUGAGGAGGCCGAAGAGGAAGCCUAAGGCCGAGUGCCCACCACCUCAGGCUUCUCAGUCCCCUCUGCCUUCUUCCUCAGCCGCCCCUUUCCUCUCCCUCAGAAUUUGCGUUUUCUGCCUUUUUUUUUCUUUUUUGGGGGGGGUUCUAGAACAGUGCCUGGCACAUAAUAGGCGCUCAAUAAAUAUCUGUUGUUUGUUGAA